Messenger RNA from Cygnus olor (mute swan), 2583 nucleotides. It is a transcript of the gene TBR1, whose product is annotated as T-box brain transcription factor 1. Gene Ontology annotation, molecular function: DNA-binding transcription factor activity, RNA polymerase II-specific; RNA polymerase II cis-regulatory region sequence-specific DNA binding. Gene Ontology annotation, cellular component: nucleus. Gene Ontology annotation, biological process: commitment of neuronal cell to specific neuron type in forebrain; regulation of transcription by RNA polymerase II; positive regulation of DNA-templated transcription. The coding region runs from base 404 to 2437 and encodes 677 amino acids. The transcript has 6 exons. The record is from RefSeq and is a predicted model, not a curated record. NCBI's taxonomy places the organism in Eukaryota, Metazoa, Chordata, Aves, Anseriformes, Anatidae.
ACUCUUCCCUUCCCCCUUCGCCUUCCUUCUAUCUCACAAUAAAAUCAUCUCCUUCAAUUUGCCAUGAUCGUCGCGACCAGGAGCCAGGUGAUUAUCCUAAUUAAUGUCUAUCUAAUUAAAUUACUGUCAGCGGUUAACCAAUGGCAGAAGCCGUUUCAUCCUCUCCGCAAGCAGCAAGAUCAAAAGUGAGUCUUUCCUGAUUGCUGCAUAGUGUCAAUUGGCCAAUCUCUUCUCCCAGGGAAGGAAAAAAAAAAAAAAAAAAAAAAGUAAAUCAAACGUUUGGGAAGCAUUUGGUGGAUGAAGUGCUUUCUGUCUAGUGAGGGUCCCAGGAUGUCUAGCUUCUGAUACUGAGGAGCCCUUUCAGAUCCAGGGACUGAAGGGUUAUUACUGUGGUGCUAGAGCUAUGCAGCUGGAGCAUUGUCUUUCUCCCUCUAUCAUGCUCUCCAAGAAAUUUCUCAAUGUGAGCAGCAGUUACCCACAUGCAGGCGGAUCUGAGCUUGCCUUGCAUGAUCAUCCCAUUAUCUCGACCACUGACAACCUGGAGAGAAGUUCACCUUUGAAAAAAAUUACCAGGGGGAUGACGAAUCAGUCAGAUACAGACAAUUUUCCUGACUCCAAGGACACACCAGGGGACGUCCAGAGAAAUAAACUCUCUCCCGUCUUGGACGGGGUCUCUGAGCUUCGUCACAGUUUCGAUGGAUCUGCUGCAGAUCGCUAUCUGCUCUCUCAGUCCAGCCAGCCCCAGUCUGCUGCCUCUGCUCCUAGUACCAUGUUCCCUUACCCCGGCCAGCAUGGACCUGCUCACCCAGCCUUCUCCAUCGCCAGCCCCAGCCGCUACAUGGCUCACCAUCCUGUGAUCACCAACGGAGCUUAUAACAGCCUCCUGUCCAACUCUUCGCCGCAAGGCUACCCCACGGCGGGCUACCCUUACCCCCAGCAGUACGGCCAUUCCUACCAAGGGGCGCCUUUCUACCAGUUCUCCUCCACCCAGCCGGGGCUCGUCCCCGGCAAGGCUCAGGUCUACCUGUGCAACAGGCCGCUCUGGCUGAAAUUCCACCGGCACCAGACGGAGAUGAUCAUCACGAAGCAGGGGAGGCGCAUGUUCCCUUUCCUAAGUUUUAAUAUUUCUGGUCUCGAUCCCACGGCUCACUACAAUAUUUUUGUGGAUGUAAUUUUGGCGGAUCCCAACCACUGGAGAUUUCAGGGAGGCAAAUGGGUUCCUUGCGGCAAGGCGGACACCAAUGUACAAGGAAACCGGGUGUACAUGCACCCCGACUCCCCCAACACGGGAGCCCACUGGAUGCGCCAGGAAAUCUCCUUUGGGAAACUAAAACUUACAAACAAUAAAGGAGCAUCAAACAACAACGGGCAGAUGGUGGUUCUGCAGUCCCUCCACAAGUACCAGCCCCGCCUGCAUGUGGUGGAGGUGAACGAAGACGGGACGGAGGACACCAACCAGCCGGGCAGAGUGCAGACCUUCACCUUCCCCGAGACCCAGUUCAUAGCGGUCACCGCCUACCAGAACACCGAUAUCACACAGCUGAAAAUAGACCACAACCCUUUCGCCAAGGGCUUCCGAGAUAAUUACGACACGAUCUACACGGGCUGCGACAUGGACCGGCUGACGCCGUCCCCCAACGACUCGCCCCGCUCGCAGAUCGUGCCCGGGGCCCGCUACGCCAUGGCCGGCUCCUUCCUCCAGGACCAGUUCGUGAGUAACUACGCCAAGUCCCGCUUCCACCCCGGGGCAGGAGCCGGCCCGGGGCCCGGCGCCGACCGCAGCGUGCCCCACACCAACGGGCUGCUCUCCCCACAGCAAGCCGAGGACCCGGGGGCCCCGUCGCCGCAGCGCUGGUUCGUCGCCCCCGCCAACAACCGCCUCGACUUCGCCGCCUCCGCCUACGACACGGCCACCGACUUCGCCGGCAACGCGGCCACGCUGCUUUCCUACGCGGCGGCCGGCGUCAAGGCGCUGCCGCUGCAGGCGGCCGGCUGCGCGGGGCGGCCGCUGGGCUACUACGCCGACCCGUCGGGCUGGGGGGCGCGCAGCCCCCCGCAGUACUGCAGCAAGUCGGGCUCGGUGCUCUCCUGCUGGCCCAACAGCGCGGCGGCGGCGCGCAUGGCCGCCGGCAACCCCUACCUGGGGGAGGAGGCGGAGAGCCUGGCCCCCGAGCGGUCCCCCUUGCCGGGCGCCGAGGACUCCAAGCCCAAAGAUUUGUCCGACUCCAGCUGGAUCGAGACGCCGUCGUCCAUUAAGUCCAUCGACUCCACCGAUUCUGGGAUUUACGAGCAGGCCAAAAGGCGGCGGAUCUCCCCGUCGGACACCCCGGUGUCCGAGAGCUCCUCGCCCCUCAAGAGCGAGGUGCUCACCCAGCGGGACUGCGAAAAGACCUGCGCCAAGGACAUCGGCUACUACGGCUUCUACUCGCACAGCUAGGCGCGGCCCGCCGCCGGCCCCGCCGUCCUUUUGCACAAUAACUCCUCCGCGGUUAGCGCACUGACCCCCGCCCCUAGCUGCCCCAUCCGUUUCCCCGGCCCGGCCCGGCCCGGCCCGGCGGGGAGGCGGGCAGGGGGGCAGGCAGG